Pestalotiopsis fici W106-1 is the source of this 1518-nucleotide messenger RNA. RefSeq lists its product as uncharacterized. Lineage: Eukaryota; Fungi; Ascomycota; Sordariomycetes; Amphisphaeriales; Sporocadaceae. Bases 1 to 1518 code for a protein of 505 amino acids. The record is from RefSeq and is a predicted model, not a curated record. The transcript is spliced from 3 exons.
AUGUCGCAACAGCCACAGUCGGCCAAGCGCAUGCGCAGCAACACGUCCAACAACGAAUUCACCCCGCAGACUGCUCCCGCUCUCCGUGGACGCCCAUCACAGCUCGACGCUGCCGCCGCUGCCAGUGUGGCUCUUUACUCGAACUCGGUCAACGUCUACGACAGCAGUGCCUUUACCACGAUCCCUUCUACCCGCCAGGACGUUGCCUACGGUUCCUACGUCGCCGCUGCCCCUCAGCAUAGCGACUACCCCGCCGCCGCGGCCGCCUACGCUGCUGCUGCUGAACCGUACGACCCGCACCCGCACGCGAAUAGUUACAUCAUAGCACACGGUCUGCCACCACCCGCCGACUACAAUCCCCCGUACGGCGGCUACUACAGUCCAGAUCUCGGCCUUGCCAGUAUACAAAAUGGUUCCUAUUCCCCCGUGACCGCCCGCCAUUCCACCUCGGUCGGCCCAGACUCUUACUCCCCGUCACCUAUACCGACCAGCAGCACCGCCACCUCACUCUCUGACAUUCAAGCUCAUUCCGCCGCCGCCGCCUCUGCUGCCGUACAACAUAGUUUGUCACAACAAUUUGAAGAUGUCUAUGGCACGCAGCCCGUCUCGCAUUCAUCUGCACAUCAUCAUCACCAUGCCCAGACACUGUCCUAUCCAGAUGCCGCAGUAGUCAAUUCCCAGUACACCCCGCCGACCGACUCGGUGAUCAACUCGCAGUACAACGCACCAACUCCAGGCCAAUUAACCCUCGAUGGCCAUCAUCACAGUCCAAUGCCCUCUAGAGUAGAUGAGCAAGAGGACAGUGAUGAAGAUGCCCAAGGAGAGACGGCCGACGAAGCUGAUUUGAGCGAAAUACACCCCAGUCCUGUCUCUACGACGAAACCUGUACCCAGCCUUAAGAGGUACACCAGCGACGAGACCUCGACCUCGAAAUCCUCGGAGACAAAGUGUGCCUGUAAAAAGGGCCGAGGCAAGAAAAAGGCCUCCUGUGGAAAUCCGUUUCAGGACCUGAGCACCUUUUUUGGCCCACCAACCAAGUUUCCAAAGCCCUGCGAUGCAAAUCCUUGCUUUGCCACUUGGCUCUCGAACCAGCCGAAUAUCGAAGAGCUGGAUCUUGACCUGAUGGUGGACAUGCUAUUGUACGACGAUGCUUCAUGGGCAUCACUCAAGAAGCAGACCAAGGCUUUCAAGGACUGGGAGGACAAAUGGCUCAAGGCCAAGAAUGCCAAGUCCAAAAAGCUCAAAGAAGACCGUGAGCGCCUGGAAUUCGAGCUGCUGCGUGGUGCCCUGGGAAACUGCAAUUCGGAUGAUUUCCAUGGCUUCUGGUACAGUUUCUGCCGGGGCCAAUGGGUGCCCAUGGACGACUGGGAGCAUUGCCGAGAGUGUAAGAAUUGUGCCCCGAGCAGUGACUGGCACUGUGAGCAGCAUAAUCGGUGCACGUCAAAUGGCACCUGCGCGGAAUGCGCAGCAGCCAGCACGCCGUACUCCGAGCUGUCUCCCUACCCGGUUACUGCCUGA